This is a messenger RNA of Lentinula edodes (shiitake mushroom), 605 nucleotides long. RefSeq lists its product as uncharacterized. Bases 57 to 455 code for a protein of 132 amino acids. The record is from RefSeq and is a predicted model, not a curated record. Lineage: Eukaryota; Fungi; Basidiomycota; Agaricomycetes; Agaricales; Omphalotaceae. The transcript has 4 exons.
UAGCACUACGUCAUAGUUAAUCAAGGCUUUCUCACUGCAACCACCAACUUCAAACAAUGAUUCCUCGCAACUUACUGAUUAGCUCUCGCUCCAGCUCUGCUGCUAUUGCGCUGUUUCACACUUCUGCUCGACGAGCCGCCGCGCAGCCUAAGCAUACUAGCGAAACUUACAACAAGGACGACUCGGACAUGUCUCCGCCACCUGAUUCGAAAAUCCAUCGUGUCGAUCCAAAUUCCGAUUCUCAGAAACCGCAUGAGGCUCCUUCAGGUCCUUAUAGUCGAGUAGGAGCGGAGUCCGCAGAGUACAAGAAUACGAAUUCGGAGUAUAAUGGAGAUCAUGAUACUCGUUAUGGUGGAAAGAAACAGUAUGAUGAAGAUAAGGGCCCUGAGACAAGCAAAGCUGAUGAGGGACCAGCUGGAAAAUCCUCUCAAGGCAGGAAGCCUGAAGGGAGAUGAAGUGUACAUGGAGAAAUGGGCUCAUAUGCUCCCAAAUCAACCGACAAAGUGAAUUAAAAUAAAUAUUCCUACGUUUGUAUCAUGAUACUAGUGCCUCUUACUCCUCUGAUUCUCAUGGGUGACAUAUUCAAAUUGACCUUGUUCGUUUUU